CAGUUUUCAGGGCAACUCUAAUGUGCACCCUCAUACCAUUUUUAUCACUGAUAACAAUAUAUAAGUUAUUGUUACUGACACAAGCAGCAGUUGGACCUGUGCAAAGACGUUUUGAAUACAAGCAUAGUUUUCGUGCGCCUGAUUUAUCUUUACGUGACGGUACUAUACCAUUCUGGACCAUUACUGGUGAUGCAGUAGCUUCCAAUGAACAACUUCGAUUAGCACCGUCCAUGAGGAGUCGAAAGGGACUUGCUUGGAACAAGCGAGUAAUGGCUGAGUCAAAUCAUUUUGAAGUCCAAGUAGCUUUUCGAGUAGUCGGACAGGGUCGUAUUGGUGCUGAUGGUAUUGCUAUUUGGUAUACUGCUCAACAACCUACUCUUGGUCCUGUGUUUGGAGCUAACGACUACUGGACAGGAAUGGGGCUUUUUCUGGAUUCGUUUGAUAAUGAUGCCCAAAAAAAUAAUCCAUUCGUGGCGUUGAUGAUUAACGAUGGCACCAGGCAGUAUGACCAUCAGACAGAUGGCUCGCAACAGAUGCUUUCAGGCUGUCAGAAAGAUUUUCGUAACAAGCCAUAUCCAGUACAUUUGAAAAUUGAGUAUCUUCACAAUGUUGUUACCGUUUCAUUAUCCGAUGGUCUGCAAGCUAUACCCCGUUAUGAAUCAUGUAUUCGCUCUGAAAACAUAUUUUUGCCGAAAAACGGGUUUUUCGGUAUUUCCGCUGCUACGGGUGGUUUAGCAGAUGAUCAUGAUAUUGUUGAGUAUAGCGUAUUUUCAUUAUAUACCGAUAGAACAGCAGCGCCUUCUGCGCUUCCACAAGAGGAGAAACAAAAAUAUGAUGCUGAAUUUGAAAAACAAAUGAAAGAAUAUGAAAAAGAACGACAAAAGUUCAAGGAAGAGUAUCCGGAAAAAGCAAAACCAGACACACUUGAUGAAGAGAUCGCUGAAAUAUACGAAGAUACAUCACAGAGAGAAAUGAGGAUGAUUCUUGAAAUGCAAACAAAUAUUCGUCAAAUUCUACAACAUUUGGAAAGUCGAUUACAGGAUAUCAGUCAACAGCAAAAUGUCCAAUUUCCACUGGUACAACAAUGUGCAGUCAGAGCUGGUGGAGCUGCUCUUGGUGGACCAGGUCAAGUGGCUACUGCUGCUAUUGAAGGUUUCCAGCAGCAUGAAAAGAAUGAAGCGUUGCAGUCGCUACGGGACUUAACAUCUAAUAUCCGAGAUAUGAAGAGCUAUGUAAAUGAAAUAUUCACUCGAACCUACAAUCUCGAGCAAAAAAUGGGUAGUGGAAGUGCAAUGGGACCUUCGUCCGGCAUUAUGCCAGAUCCGGCUUUACGAUCUCUUAUUGAAACAAUACAAAAUGAUGUACGGCAAAUUAGAACGGCGCAACUUGGAGCGCCAAGUGCACAAGUUGGGGGUAGCUGUGCGAAUGUGUCCUGUUUGUCGUCUUCAUUUUUCAUGACUAUUAUUUUAGCGCAGAGUGCAGGUAUUAUCCUCGCCCUAUGGAUAAGAAGCAAGCCGGAGAAAGCGAAAUUUUACUGAAUAAGAUCUAUAUUUUUUUGAAAUUAUUUCGGGUGGAACAGAUUUCGAAUUCUUUCAAGAGGUUUCGACGACCAGUAUAUUUCCAUUAUGUGCUACAUGCAUGUUUUUUCCUACUUUCUUGAAAAAAAGAAGGCAGUCACCGUUAUAAUAUUGUGCACAAUUUCAGCUGCCAGAUCAGCUGUAUUUUUGGAAGAAUUAACUCUGCUUUCUUUUAAUUUUUUGUUUCUUCAGCUCUGCCAAAGGUUGUGAUAAUUAUUGUGUGGCAGUCUGUUGUUUCUUGACAUAAAUUGUUACUUUUUAGAUUUUUUCCUACAUCUUGCGCGCCUGGAUUUGUGUUACAAGUUCAGCUUUUAUAAAAAACUGCUGAAUUAUUGAAUUAAAUCGUAAUUUAAAAUGAUGCAGC
Molecule: messenger RNA, 1941 nt
Organism: Loa loa (African eye worm)
Lineage: Eukaryota; Metazoa; Nematoda; Chromadorea; Rhabditida; Onchocercidae
Product: Ile-1 protein
Exons: 10
Coding region: 21-1538 (505 amino acids)
Biological process (GO): endoplasmic reticulum organization; Golgi organization; endoplasmic reticulum to Golgi vesicle-mediated transport
Cellular component (GO): COPII-coated ER to Golgi transport vesicle; endoplasmic reticulum-Golgi intermediate compartment; Golgi membrane
Molecular function (GO): D-mannose binding
Source: RefSeq, a predicted model, not a curated record